CAGUCCAGUCAGUUGUUAUUUGUCAACAAAGAGGAUAGGUAUAGUCACUACGUGCGUGUUUGGCACAGCUAACAACCUAAAAAUAGUUUCAAAACUAACUCAAAAUACGAAUAAAUUAAUUAGAUAACUAUAGAUUUCUAGUGGUACAACAGUUUUUCCAAUACUUAUUAUCAUCAAAGUAUUAAUCUAAGGUUAAAUAGUGCCCAUGUAGACAAUCAGUCCUUCAUGAUUUGGUCUAACUUUGUGGUUUGUAAAAUGCAAAAAUGAUACCCUCAAAUACAAUAUGUGUAUCGCAGGAGGGUCCUGCCAACGCGCUAGCCCUCAACAAGGACUGUUCUCAAGUAGUAAUCGCUGGAAGAAAUGUAUUCAAAGUGUUUUCUAUCGGCGAAAAUGAAUUUUCGGAAGUAUGCAAUCUGAGGGUUGGCAAGAAUUUAAAUCUAAACUUUUCAUCCAUCGAUGUUGCUUGGAGCAGCAUUGAAGAAAACACUCUGGCAACAGCUGCCACCAAUGGAGCCGUGGUAGUAUGGAACUUGGGGAGGUCCGGCCGCUCCAAGCAGGAACAUGUCUUCUCCGACCACAAGAGAACUGUCAACAAGGUCAGCUUCCACCUGACGGAGCCUGCUCUGCUGAUCUCCGGCUCCCAGGAUGGCAUGAUGAAAUGCUUCGAUCUGCGCAUGAAGGAGGUGGCUCGCACAUUUAUUAGCAACACAGAGUCGAUCCGUGACGUGCAAUUCAGCCCUCACCAGCCGCACACGUUCGCCGCGGUUUCUGAGAACGGCAAUGUGCAGCUGUGGGACGUGCGCCGGCACGAGCGCUGCCUGCAGCAGUUCACGGCACACUCGGGCCCGGUGUUCGCAUGCGACUGGCACCCUAACGUGCGCUGGUUGGCCACUGCCUCCCGGGAUAAAACUAUCAAGGUGUGGGACGUGCACGCGAAGCCUAACUUGGAGCACACCAUAUACACCAUCGCGUCAGUCGGCCACGUCAAGUGGAGACCGCAGAAGAAGUAUCAAGUAGCGUCGUGCGCGUUAGUGCUGGACUGCGCAGUGCACGUAUGGGACGUGCGGCGGCCGCACGUGCCGCUGGCCACGUUCGCGGAGCACCGUGACGUCACCACGGCCGUCGCCUGGCAGGCCUCGCCGCACACCUUCCUGUCCACCAGCCGCGACUGCUCCUUGUACAGACAUCGGUUUUCGGAAGCAGCCCACCCGGUGCUUUGGGCCAAUCCACACGGCGUCUGCGUUUCCGCGCGCGGGGAACUCGUGCACUGCGCGCCCGAGCGCCCCCUGCCGCCCAUACUGAGCGCGCCGCAGACCAACGUGGCCAAUGAGAGACUGCUGCCGGGGCUGGGUCGCAAGCAGCCGCGGGCAGGGUCGCUGUCUGCGGCCGCGCAGGCAGCCCUGGAGCGCGCGUUCCCCGGCGGCGCCGCGUCCACGCUCAGCCGCUUCCGCGCCCCGCCCGCCUCUGCCUCGCCACUCGCCGCCGCCAACAAGGCGCUGCUGGAGUGCGCCGUCAGGUACAAGAUGACGGGCGGCCCGCCGCACGAGCUGGCGGCGUAUAACGCUGACGUGGCCAAGAGUGUCAAUCGGUUUAUGGUGCAGGUGCAGCACGUGUGGCAGGUGGUGGCGGCGGUGUACGCGCGGCGCGCGGCGCCCCGUGCGGCGCCCGCGCCCGCGCCUUCGCCCGCGCCGUCGCCCUGCGUCGCGCCGCCGUCGCGCUCUGAAUACUGCACGGUGGAAGAAGAGCCGUUGGAAGAAGUAGAAGAGGAACGAGUGGAGACCCAGUUCCAUAACAGCGGGGUACUAGGACUGCCCACCGUCAGCAUAUACAUCCCGCCGGCCAAAUACAAACUGCGGGACACGGACGAAAAUCCGGGCUGGGUGUCGGCGGCGACAGCGCAUUACGUCGAUGUGGAGGCAGCUGAUUGGACGUUGCCAGAAGAAGCCUUCCCUCUGCGCAGUGCGCCCCCCGCCCCCGCGCAGCCCCCGCCACACACCCCGCCGGAACUCGACGACAAUUUUCAAACAGGCGUAACCCAAGCGGCGCUGGGCAUGAUCCCGGCCGUGUCCCCGGGCGGCUCCGGGUCCUCUCCCAGCUCGAGCUCGGGCUCCAGCGGGCCGCAGCUCGAGCGGAAUAUCAGUCACGAAGAUAGGAAUAUUAUGGAAGAAAGCGACACCGGCGACGGUCAGCGCUACCUGUCGGUGCGCGCGGACAGCGGUCGGCCGGCGCUGGACGUGGCGCCGCUGGUGGCGGCCGCGCUGCGACACCACGCCGCGCUCGGCGACGUGCAGACCGCCGCCGUGCUCAUGCUGGUCCUGCAGCAACACAGAAGCGACCUAUUCCCGUAUAUCGACGAGAGCUUACAAGAACAAUGGCUGCUAGGCUACAUAGAAAUACUCCAGCGACAUAAAUUAUGGAACGUUGCCACAGAGGUAAUAAGAUCGUCCUGGCUGAGCAGCGUGUGGUCGCUAUCGCAGCAAUCGACCAGCAUAGCCUGGUGCUGCGGCCGUUGCGGUCGCCGCAUACGACCGCGCUCCGCGUGCGACCGUUGCACGCCGAAAAUCGUCGCCGACCUCUGCAGCGUUUGUCAUCAGGUGGUGCGAGGUCUGUACGCGUGGUGCCAGGGCUGCGCGCACGGCGGGCACCUGGAGCACAUGAGGACGUGGAUGCAGAAGCACCAGCUGUGUCCGGCCGGCUGCGGCCACCACUGCCAGCUCGGCUGAAGAAAUGCCGAAAACCAGCCCAGCGGCGGACUUAUUUCAGGACUAGUCCACAUCUAGUCUCAGACACAAUAUAUUCCUAUCAACGGGCCUAGUAUUUAAAUAAGGAUUAUACGUUGCGGUCGGCUAAGAAAGUUAUGAUAGGUGCACGUGAGCCGGCAAAUCAUCAGCCUAAUUUUUUUUAAGUAUAUUACGUAAGAGAUAUAUUUAAAUAGAAAAUCUAAAUAAUCACGCACCCAACAAAAAAAUGGUAACGAUGAUAUUCAAUCGACUCCAGUGUUAUAAACACGAACAGAAAUAAAUAAUAAUACAAUUUCAAAGACAAAAAACUAACACACGAUGAGAGUAUGUGCCAGCUUUCUACAAUUCUCUUUAAAGAAAUGAAAACAUUAUGGUUUUGUAACUUAUUUUUUGUCGCUGACAUCUUUAACUUUAAUUAUUGUUAUUCGGUCUAUAUAUAAAAUUGUGAAAAACAUGCUUUUCAGGUUGUGUUGUAUAUGAUUCGUAAUUUUAAGUAUAAAAUGUAAGAAAAGUGAAUAAUACCAUAUAUUUUAUAGACUGAUUGUUGUAAAUAAUUUGUAUAAUUUUUAUGAUUUUACUGACAAUUAAAUAAAUAAUUUUGUAUAUAA
Molecule: messenger RNA, 3349 nt
Organism: Plodia interpunctella (Indianmeal moth)
Lineage: Eukaryota; Metazoa; Arthropoda; Insecta; Lepidoptera; Pyralidae
Gene: Wdr24
Product: WD repeat domain 24
Exons: 18
Coding region: 264-2723 (819 amino acids)
Biological process (GO): cellular response to amino acid starvation; positive regulation of macroautophagy; positive regulation of TORC1 signaling
Cellular component (GO): cytosol; GATOR2 complex; vacuolar membrane
Molecular function (GO): protein binding
Source: RefSeq, a predicted model, not a curated record